Molecule: messenger RNA, 1803 nt
Organism: Cavenderia fasciculata
Lineage: Eukaryota; Evosea; Eumycetozoa; Acytosteliales; Cavenderiaceae
Exons: 4
Coding region: 1-1803 (600 amino acids)
Source: RefSeq, a predicted model, not a curated record
AUGGCAUGUUUAAUCUCAAUCUCCAUCUACCUCUCACGCUAUAUCCAUCUCAACCCUCCAAGUGCAUCUAACUCACCCUCACUCUAUCCAUGCCCAUCCAGUCUCUCAGUCAUCUCCAUCUCUAUCCAUGUCCAUCUAGUUCCAACUCCCUCCCUGUCACUCUCAACUCACUCUCAUCUCUAUCCAUUUCCAUGUCACUCUUACCCUCACUCUCAUCUCUCACCAUCCAUGCAGGAUAGAGUCGACUCUACCCGUAUCGAUAUCCAUCCAGUCUCUCACUCUCACUCAUCUCCAUGUGUACUCACUCUAUCAAUGUCCAAUCACUCCACUCACUCUCACUGUCUCCAAAGUGUACCCUAUCCAUGUCUCCCCUCAUGUGUACUCUCAAUCUCACUCAUCUCCAUGUGUACUCACUCUAUCCAUCCAAUCUCUCCAUGCGCUACUUGCUCCAUGCCAAUCUCAAUCUCUCUCGCUCUCUCAAUCUCUCACUGUCUCCAUGUCUACUCUCACUCUCAUCUCUAUCAAUCUCCAUGUCCUUACUCUAAACCUCAAAAUCUGUCGUAUCUAAACCAUGACCCUCUACAUUUCCAUCUCUCAUUCUCACUUUCAAUCUAUCCAUGUCUAUCUCUACUCUCACUAUCCAUUCUCUCUGUCUAUCCAUUCCCAGUAUUUAUCCCGGUCACUCACGGUAUCCAUCCAAUCCAUGCCACACCCCACUACCUCUCAAUCUCUCACUCUUCUUCCCUGUUACUCUCUCCAUGUCUCUCACCCUCAUUCAUCUACAUAUCUACUCUCACUCUAUCAAUGCCCAUCCAGUCUCUUACUCUAUUCAUUCUCGCUCACUCUAUCCAAUCCGCUCUCUCUGUUACCAUCAAACUCACUCACUCUCCAAACCCAAGUACAUCCUCUCUGCCACUCUAUCCAUGUCCAUACAGUCUCUCACUCAUCUCCAUGUAUACUCUCACUCUCAUCUCUCCAACUCACUCACCAUCCAUCCAUCCAGUCUCUCUCUCGUACUGUGUCACUCCAUGUCCCUGUUAUUCUCAAUCUCACUCAUCUCCAUGUCCAUCCAGUCUCUCCGUGCCAAUCUCAUCUCUAUCCAUGCCAAUCACUCUCUCACUCUAUCCAUGUCAGUCGAUGUCCACUCUCACUCACACUCUAUCCAUACCAAUCUCACACUCUCUAACUCUCACACUGUCUCCAUGUCUACUCUCACUCUCAUCUGUAUCCAAUCCACUCUCUCCAUGCCAAUGUCAAUCUCACUCACUCGACUCUAUCCAUGACCAUCCAGUUUCUCUCCAUGCCAAUCACUCUCUCACUCUCUCCAUAUCGCUCCUUGUCCCUGUUGUUCUCAAUCUCAAUCUCACACUCUGCUCUCAUCCCACCUACUCUCACUCCCUCUCUCCAUGUCCAUGUCCAAUCACUCUCUCACUCUCUCCAUCUCUCACUCUCUAUCACUCUAUUCAUGUCCACCCACUCUCUCCAUGCCAAUCUCAUCUCUACCCAUGUCCAUGUCUGCUCUCUCCAUUCUCUGUCACUCUCACAUUAUCCAUCCAAUCCAUGUCAUGUCUACUCAUACUCACUCACGCUCUAUCCAUACCAACCUCGCUCUCGAUCAAACACUCUCUCUUUGUCUCCAUGCCAAUCUCAAUUCAAAAUCUGUCUGUUGAAGCCCACAACACCUCAAAAUCUGUCGAAGUAAUCAACAACUCAAAAUCUGUUGAAGUCACUCGGCUGUCGCCCGGAAGUGGUAAAAAUAUGAGCACUGGAUCCAAAAUUUCGGAAAAUCACGAAACUAGCUAA